GAACGGAGGAAGUCGUCUUCGGGCAAGUCGGAGGAAGCAUCCUCCUUUUCUGCCGAAAUGUCUCCAAAGAAGCGACCGAGGUGGUCUGGUUUCAAGGGGACCCUCGUUCUUUCCCUCCGCUCUUCUCCUCGAGGGUCUCCUUGCCCCCGGACGUCCGUUUCUCCCUGGUGGACAACAGCUCCCUGCGCAUCACGGGGCUGCGCGCCCAGGACGAGGGCAACUACACCUGCAGGGAGGUGCUCAACAAGACGGACCACGAGCACAGGGUCCGACUCCUGGUAGCCAAUCCACCGCGCUCAAUCCCAAAGUGCUGGGCCGAGACCUCCUCGUCGGGGCUGGCGCUGCAGCUGUUUUGCAGCUGGCCUGGGGGGUACCCCCACCCCACCCUGCACUGGAGAGAAGAGGGGCACGAUCUGGAGAACUCGAGCUGGGUCCUCAGCUCCACGAGCUCCUCUGACACCCACGUGGAAACGCUGAACAGCUCCCACCUGGCCAACCACAAAGUGUUCAAGUGUGUCGGGAGCCACGUAGUCAAGCAGGAGGAGCCUGCGUGCACCGUGGAGAUAAAAGUCCCAUCGCUAGAAUCGGAGCCCCCGAAGACCUGCUUCGUGGGUGACAACGUGACCCUGACGUGCCGUGUGACCGAGAGCACGCCGGCACCGCGGCUCACCUGGCUGCGGGACAUUGCCCAGCCCGAGGUGGAGAUCCAGCCCGGAGGGAGGUACCUCAUCGCCCAGGAGGGCAACGUCUCCCGCCUCACCAUCCGCAACUGCUCCCAGGGCACCGACGGCGGCUGCUACGUGUGCAAGGCGCAGAACCCUGUGGGGCUCAGGGAGCUCUUUGUCUGCCUGACGGUGAAGCGGGAGUGUGAGCCGGUGAAUGUCGUUGGGGUCGUGGGUGCCGUGGUGGUCCUGUCCCUGCUGGCUGUUCUCACUGUCACCGGGGUCGUCUUGUACUACAAUCCCCUCCUGUGCCUCAGAGGUGCUGCAUUCAGGAACCAGGAUUCGAGUGACAUCUUAGUGCUGGUGGACUCAGACGACGAUGAUGAGGGGAAGGGGGAAGAGGAGGCCGUGAACGGCUCUGCCAAGCGUGAGGCGAUGGUGCUGGUCCAUGGGAACAGCAGCCGGGGCGCUGACCUCGGCUGCCUCGCGGAAG
Messenger RNA from Apaloderma vittatum (bar-tailed trogon), 1155 nucleotides. Its product is annotated as V-set and immunoglobulin domain-containing protein 10-like. The transcript is spliced from 6 exons. The annotation marks the transcript as partial. The record is from RefSeq and is a predicted model, not a curated record. NCBI's taxonomy places the organism in Eukaryota, Metazoa, Chordata, Aves, Trogoniformes, Trogonidae.